AUGGCUGCCUGGAGACCAGCAAAUCAGAGGUCUAAGCCCAGGGAUCUUGACAGAAUGGAGAGAGAUAUGGGUUGUGCUGUUUCUCCCAGACCUGUACUCAACCUGAUGCAGAACUGCGAUUUACCUCCUCCCGUCAAGCUUUUUACAGCGCCCGACGAUGCAUUUCUUUCAUCAGUAAGCAAAAUCUACAAUGUGGUGGGAGGCCAAGAUUGCUUGGAAAAGGACAAGUUGGAGCUUUUGAGGGCGCUGCGGUUAUCACAGACACGAGCAAGAGAGGCGGAGAGGGAAUUCACGGCCGUGUGCAAGGAGAAGGAGGCGCUCUCGAACCUGAUGGUACAAGAGUCAUUGCGGCUCUUUGCACACCGGCAAUGGGUUGGUCUGCUGGAGUUGCAAGUUUCCAAGUUGCAAAGACAGCUGCAAGAGAAUGGCAGGAAGAGGGGCGAUUCUGUGUUGAACCGUGGGGAGAAUUUGCUGAGAGGGGAAGAUGAGGAGGAGGGUAGCAGCAGCAAGAAAUGGCGUGCAGUUAUAGUGUUCUGUUUGGCUGUUGCUGGGAUGGGUUUGGCAUUUGGUUGCAGAUAUCUUUUCUGA
Molecule: messenger RNA, 588 nt
Organism: Sesamum indicum (sesame)
Lineage: Eukaryota; Viridiplantae; Streptophyta; Magnoliopsida; Lamiales; Pedaliaceae
Source: RefSeq, a predicted model, not a curated record